UAUUACUGUCAAAAGUCAAAACAAAGUCCAAAAAAUGUGCUGAAAUUAAAGAAAUUGCCGUGAAAUCCAAUAAAUAUGGGAAAUCCUGUAAUAAAUCAAUUUCACAUAAAUUUUAAGGAUAUAGCUAUUGAUGAAAUAGCCCUGGAAGGGUUAGAUGGGAUCGAUGUUGAUUUGUUUUGGCGCCGAGUGGAAAAAAGGUGCUCAUCCAGUUUGAGUGAAAAACUUAAAACUCGCAUUUUGAAUUUCCUUCUUGUGAAUGAUCAUGUAGCUUUUUAUAAGCUACCAUCGCCGCGCGAACCUUUGGAAAUUCGAGAUAGGUUUAGCACAAUUGAGGAAACAUCAGGCAAUUUAAUUGAACCUCCGGAAUGCUUUGACGGUCCCUACGAGUACUGUCCAGUGCCAGCUGCUUAUGGAUCUUGUAAGGAUUACAAUGAAAGGGUGUUGAUACCAAAAGAGGACCUAAAAUGUCGCAUACUCACAGCAGUUGUGGAGGAAUAUGGACAGUGCCUGGUGAUGGUGGCAUCAUUGGAGGAGCGAUGGCGGGCCCUGGCUCCUCAGCUCCCUAUAUCACAGUUGAAAUCAUUGAACCUCACCCAUUAUUGCCUAUUGGAACUCAUUGGCAAAAGCAGAGAAAAUGGUCAGAUGUCUGCUGGAAAUUCCAACCUCCUGAAGAUAGUGAAGGAUCCAAAGUUCCUCUUCUACAACAGGAAACAACUAGUGAAGCUGGGCCUGAUCAAAGUGAACUGUGUGCCGCAAGUGUCAGGGAACAGGGGGGCCAAGGCUAUCCUUCUCAGUUUAAAAAGGUUUUACAAAUCAAGGGUAGCAAUGAUUCCAAGACAUGGCAUUAUUCACAACAUUAUACAGUACCUGAAAGAGAAACCCGAUUUCACUGAAAGAACUGAUGUUUUAGUGAAAAAGAAAUUAGCCAGCCCAUCAAAUAUCAAGAGGAUGAAAAAGGUUUCACAUUAUUUUCUUGUUGAAGACAAAGAUUCAGAAAGGGACGGAUCCGAGCCAGUUUCUAAGAAAAGAAGACUAUCUGAUUUAUCUCCACUAACUCCCAAGAAGUACCUUAUUCUCAACAUACAGAACGAAGAAUCUUCCGCAUCCGAAGACGAAUCGCCCCCUGAAGCACCCUUAAAAUGCCAGUACAGUGUAGGUGUUAACCUGUUGAGGCAAGCAUACGAGAAGUUUAUAGAAGCAGGGAUGAACGGGCUCACUCAAGUGCAACUUGGGCAGGUGCUCGGGAUAGAGUUCUACACUUGCAGGUCUAUAUGCAGGAUGUUCAAGGCCAGGAAUAUUGUCAGGGAAGUGCUGGAGGAUCGCGGGAGGCAGAGGACUGCUAGGUACAUAGCAAGAGCUUCAAAAGGGACUACGGACCAAAGUUUCGCUGAAGAGAAACAAAAAAUGUUGGACUACAUCCACAAUGCCAGUCUAAAUUUGUCCACACAAAACUGCUCCGACGACGGAGAACCGGUAGAAAAGAAACUAAAAACCGAAGGCAUUGACGAAGCAAAGAUCAUAGAAGUACCUUACACCAGCAACCCAAGCAAUCCGGGAUUCUUGCAAGCACUGAACUCAAAGAAACCCCCAACGCUUAGACAGCUCAAAUACGCUAACGGCAUACUGAAAGUGACCAGAGAGCGGCUUUCAGUGACGGGAUACCAGACGCUGAGUACUAUAGUAGCGGAGGAGAUCAAAGAGCCUCGUCUCGAUACUAAGGCUCUGGCCACACUGGUGCAUAAACUUUUCGCCGAGAAGCAAGUGAAGCUGUUCAAGCUGGCCUGGCCCGGCCACCACCAGCGCUACUCCAACCUCAUCUGCGCGCCGCACAUCACGGCCACGCAUGACGUCAUCACCAGGAAGUACAGAGAGAUCUGCAUCCGAUCAUACAUCAACAAGGAGGUCAAGACACCUAAAGUGAAAAAGGAGGUGAAGACAGUCGAGCAGUUAGGACGACCGUUCAAGCUAUACGCGUACCCGAGAUACAUGAAAGUGCGGAAGCUUCACGAGUUCAUCUGCAAACUGGUGUACUUCAGGGACAAUCCAGGGUUUCCGGAUCUGCCGCCGGGGUUCGCGUCGCUCAUACACAUGAUACCGGAGAUGUCGGUAGAACUGGCCGUUGGACACAUCAGCUCGACUGCCAUGACUCAGAUCCUGCCUCUGCGGCUUACAGAAGCCAUCAUGGGACAGAAGCUUCGGGAAGUCCCCCAAUCCAUGUACAAGACCAUACUGCAGUCGAAGAGUCUACAAACGUGUUUACGCGCGACCCUCGCAGUACUGUCGUCGUUCGGGCUGAUACAGCUCUGUCUACCGCAGGCUAUAGCCGACCACCACAGCGGGUUACUAAAGUACAUCUUCUACGUAAACCGCAACGCUAAACUUCUCGACACCACGGGGACCUGGCCCAGAGACGUGGACCCGAAGACCAUAGAGAAAACCUUCAAGUUCGAUACUCUCGAUGACGUUGUGACAUACUGGGAGAGUCUGUUCGACAUAUCGCUCGGGACGAUAGUACUGGACCGGGAUAAGAGCAAGCAGAUGCCGGCGGCCAGGAUCAGGAGCCUGAAGGAUGUGGAGAAGAACGAUGACGGCUCAGUGUACGGCGACGGCGGCGGCCCGGCCGGCCUCGACUCCACAUACUACCUGGAACUCCAGCGGCAUUGGGAGACCAUGCACGUCGUCAACUACAAGAAGACAACCCUACAAGCGCUCAAACUCAAAAAAGCCAAGAGAUUAGCAGCCAAAAACAAAGAGAAGAAACCGGCUAAGAAGCCAAUCAAACCGGCGAAGGUCAAGCUGGUCGCGUCGAAGAAACCAGCCGCGAACCUGAAGAGAAAACGUUUACCGGAACGCGUUCUCAAAUGGACGAAAAACGAGGACUACAUGCUCUUGCUCUGUAAAGCGGCGCUCACCAUAAUGAGUCCUAAUUCCCAACCAGGCUGCUUGACAGUUCGGAACCUGGUUGCUAAAGACAUUCUAUCAGCACACGACCCGGGGAAGACCGCUAGUUUUUGCCACAAGCGGUCAGUGAUGCUGGAGAGCAACUCGACUCUGACCCACGAGCGCGAGUGUCUGGUGAGUGAGCUGCGGCGCCGCCCGCACCUCGCUUCACGCUAUGAAAACCGCCUCAAGAAGGUCCGUCUGGCCCAUUCCCUCAACAUGGCUAAAUUCAUCAACUCGGCUCGCCUGCCCGCCAUGGAACUAGUCCACAUCCUGCUCCAGAUCUCCCGGAGCAAGUCCUACACGAAGCGAGUGCCCUGCGUCGCUCUCAACCUCGAGGAGUUCAACCAGAAUUACGACAUCACCAUGUCCACCAGCCAAAAGGCGUUCAACCUCUACCGGACGUCGCCGGACUGCUCCGAUGAAGUCACGACGCUGAAAGAGUCAAUCAUCAUGGCUCUGGCAUUCAAAGACGAUGAGAACGUGAAAAAGUCGGAAAAAGUUUACACCUUCCUGGAUAAGUAUUCGGAGACUCAGCUACGGACGGCCAUUGAGCAUCUGCGCAAAAGCAGCGCCAUCUCUGUCAAAGAGAAGUCGCUCAACAAUAUCCUGAACAGAUUCUCGUUCUCGGAUAUGGUCAAGACCACGUCAUCGUUCAAAGCGACAAUGAGCACGUACAAGUUUUCUGCCGCGUAUCAGCGUCGACAGAUCUCGAAAUUGAACUCGGAAUUCGUUGACCAAGUGGCGAAUAUCUUGAAUGAAGAGUUGCCAACAAAGCCAGGUGGUUCCCCGGAAAUGAACUGCGUUGUGUGCGAACUACUGGUUUCUAAUGAAGUGGAGUUGGUCACAGAAUCCAGUCCCUACAUAACUGGGUCGUCAGGGACGUUGCUGAAUGAAAACAACCUGAAUAACAUAGACAUAGAGGCGCAUUAUAAGCUGAAACUGGGAACGGUUCAGUGCGUCGGCAAGAAAGAUGUGAAAGUGUAUGCGGAAAUAUUUCCCGAGGUUGACUAUGCAGGGAUUUUGGACUCCCUUGUCAGUGAUGCUACGAUCCGGAAAGCGAAAACGAAAAAGAAGCAUCAGGAUAAAAUUAUUGAUAUCUUACAAGAGAAAAAAGAAAAUGGGUGCACAUUUAUGGAGUUAAAGAAUCUUACCGGACACGAUACGAAGACGCUCGUCGCGAAGCUACAGAAGAUGGAAACAAACGGUAUUCUGAAACUGGUCGGCUUCUACGAAAACCUGUUAGUUCUGACCGAAUUCAUUAAACCAUGGUCUGUUCAAAAUCUGGACGAACACCGCGUCAUACCGACGCCCUGGCUCUCUUUAGAGGGGAGAAUCAAUAAAAACCUCUUCCUAAAAUGGUGCGGCGUGAUCCUAAAUAAAGUGUUUGAACACCCAGCUAUAUCCAUUCAGACCAUAUCCGAAGACAUAGAGUUUAUAUCCUCACGAAGCGUACAGGAUGUGUUAAUGUUUCUGGAGCGAAGUAAGCUGGUGACGUUGAAAGUGAUGACAAUGUCUGAGCCAGAUUUGUUCUCGGAAGAUUUGCUUAUCAAAGAGGAAGAGUUUUAUAAAUACGCCUCCCCGCAAGAUAUAGUGGCGUAUCCUGCGAAAGACGCGUUCACAAAGUAUGCUUGUUUAAGAAAAGCCAUGUUGAGUUAAGUAAAGUUACAUUAGUUAGACAAUAAAAGUUAUUUGAUUUUAAUGUUAA
This is a messenger RNA of Plutella xylostella (diamondback moth), 4648 nucleotides long. RefSeq lists its product as uncharacterized. The record is from RefSeq and is a predicted model, not a curated record. Gene Ontology annotation, biological process: transcription initiation at RNA polymerase III promoter; 5S class rRNA transcription by RNA polymerase III. Gene Ontology annotation, molecular function: DNA binding. Gene Ontology annotation, cellular component: transcription factor TFIIIC complex. NCBI's taxonomy places the organism in Eukaryota, Metazoa, Arthropoda, Insecta, Lepidoptera, Plutellidae.